Messenger RNA from Podarcis raffonei (Aeolian wall lizard), 5062 nucleotides. It is a transcript of the gene SYT5, whose product is annotated as synaptotagmin 5. Bases 315 to 1565 code for a protein of 416 amino acids. The record is from RefSeq and is a predicted model, not a curated record. Gene Ontology annotation, cellular component: dense core granule; synaptic vesicle membrane; axon. Lineage: Eukaryota; Metazoa; Chordata; Lepidosauria; Squamata; Lacertidae. Gene Ontology annotation, molecular function: calcium-dependent phospholipid binding; calcium ion binding; clathrin binding. The transcript has 9 exons. Gene Ontology annotation, biological process: regulation of calcium ion-dependent exocytosis; cellular response to calcium ion; regulation of dopamine secretion.
ACACACACACACACACACCCCUCGACCCCUCCUUUCUUCACUUUUCUAGUUAACCCCACCUCUUCCUUCCCGGCCCCACCCCGCAGCCAGCAACGUUUCAGCACCACGGAAAGCGGACAGCUCCUUUGCGCUCUCACGCUCGCUCUCCCCAAACACACAAGCACAAAACGCUACCAGCCUGCGCUCUUCCUCUCUCGCGCUGCUCCUUUUCAAAAGAACUGUUUUGAUUUGCCUCCGUCCGAUCUUUGCCUUUGAUCUGCCCAGCAAACCUCACUUCUUCUGCCGAGAAAGCGGGAAGAGAAAAGGGUUCCACAAUGAAUGCAGCCCGGAGGUCAGCCAAGGUGGAUUCGGAGGUGACAGAGUCCCAGAUGGAGCCGUCCCUCAAUGCCACCGAAAUGCCCACCAAAGAGAAUGUUUUUUCUGACUUGAAAGACAAGUUCAUGAACAAGCUGAGCGACCUGCCAAUCCCGCCCUGGGCUUUGGCCACCAUCCUCAUAGUGGCCGGCCUCCUGCUUCUCUGCUGCUGCUUCUGCGCCUGUAAGAAAUGCUGUGGCAAGAAGAAGAAAGGCAAGAAAGGCAAAGACAAAGUGAAGGCCCAGAUCAACAUGAAGGAGGUGAAGGAACUGGGCAAGAGCUACAUUGACAAGGUCCAGCCUGAGAUAGAAGAUUUGGAUCCAUCUCUGCUGCAGGAGCCCAAGGAAGAAAAGCCCCAGGAGAAGUUGGGGAAACUCCAGUACUCGCUUGAUUAUGACUUCCAAAGCACCCAGCUGGUGGUGGGCAUUCUGCAAGCUGCUGACCUGCCAGCCUUGGACAUCGGGGGCACCUCGGACCCUUACGUCAAAGUCUUCCUGCUCCCAGAGAAGAAGAAGAAAUACGAGACCAAAGUGCACCGCAAAACCCUCAACCCCACGUUCAACGAGUCCUUCACGUUUAAGGUCCCCUACUCGGAACUGGGCGGCAAGACCCUUGUCAUGGCCGUCUAUGACUUUGACCGCUUCUCCAAGCACGAUGCCAUUGGUGAGAUACGCAUCCCCAUGAACACGGUGGACCUGGCCCACGUCAUUGAAGAGUGGCGGGACCUGCAGUCGGCGGAGAAAGAAGAGCAUGAGAAGCUGGGAGACAUUUGCUUUUCUCUCCGGUAUGUCCCUACGGCUGGGAAGCUGACAGUUAUUGUGCUAGAAGCGAAAAACCUGAAAAAAAUGGACGUGGGGGGCCUUUCAGACCCCUAUGUUAAAAUCCAUCUCAUGCAAGGAGGGAAACGUAUCAAGAAGAAGAAAACAACCAUUAAGAAAAACACACUGAAUCCCUAUUACAACGAGUCGUUCAGUUUUGAGGUGCCAUUUGAACAAAUCCAGAAAGUCCAGGUUGUUCUGACGGUCCUGGAUUAUGACAAACUGGGCAAAAACGAAGCCAUCGGGAAGAUCUUUGUGGGCUGCAACGCCACGGGAGCCGAGCUGCGCCAUUGGUCCGACAUGCUGGCCAAUCCUCGGAGACCCAUUGCCCAGUGGCACACCCUGCAGCCUGAAGAAGAGGUGGAUGUGGCGGUUGGCAUAAAGACCUCUUGAUGCCCCUUCCUUGUUGGCCGAAGGAUCUGGCAACAGUUGCUUCUCCCGUCCAGAGCGAAUGGGAGUGUGUGGUUGAGGCACCCCUGAAAAUGUGCACGUGGGGGGGGGAGGGGGAGAGCCUGUGAGCCUGUCUCUUCUCUGAGAGCCAUUUCCUGUUGAAAACAAAAGAAACAUCUCCAAGAGAGUGAAAAAAAACCACCCCUCUGUUUUUUAUCCACUGUGUGAAAAAAAGAAGGAAGAUUACCUAGCAGCUUAAGACAGGUUAGAGAUUUACUGUAGGUUUACUAUGAGGCUUACAACACAACUUGCACAGGUUUAUAUUUUUUGGGUUGGUUUCUCACUUGAAAGCUGAACCUUAUGUGCCAGGUAGGCUGACUUUUUGACAACACAAUCUUUACAUUAACCAUGCCAUCUUUGGGAAAACCAGCCUCAAAUAAACCUACUGUUUAUCUUUUUUUACCUCUGAGUAUACUAUAGGUUCAUUACAGGUUUCUUUAAAGGACACCAUUUCAUAUACAUUUUGGGUAUUGUACUCUGGUGCCAUGUUUAAAAUCUAGACCUCAUAUGUAAAUCUAUUGCAAACAAUGCCUACAAAUGUGUUUACAAUAGAUUUACAAUAGAGUUGCGGCAAACUCUGUUCUCUGAUAAUAUUAACUUUUGGACACUCCAUUAUAAUACUGAUUUAGGAAGCUAGAUCUUAGGUGAAAACACUGGAAAUCUUUUAAAACAUAGUUUGAAAAUGCAACUUGACCGUGGCUCUACAUGAUGAUUAAAAUAGCUUUCCGUUUCUGGCCACUGUGUUAUGAAAUAUUUAAAAUUUGGUCCUCCUCUGCAGUUGAAACUUCCUAAAACAGCUUAAUCGGGAUAAGGUUGCAAAUAUGCUGUGUGUGGGCUUCAUGUAUAAAACAUAUUGUAGUAUAUCCUAAUUAUUUUAUUACAAAAUGUUCACAUACUUAUCUGGCAUAUAAAAAUUAGCCGUCAUUGGAGAACUACUGUGGAUGUGUUUACUAGCAUAUAUUUACUAAAGGGUGUCCCCUUCCCAAAUUACAACAGUUUUAUGGAUGUUGAUGUUAACAGAGAUUUAAGCAUCAGCCAACGUAUUAAGCUGUUCGUAUAUAGCUUAUUCUACUUUAUAUUGACUUAAUUUGGAGUUUUAUAACAGUUUUGACAAAACCAUGUAUCCGUUUUACAGCACAUGCUUUACAACUUAUUUAUGAAAUGUUUGAUAUGAGUAUUAGAGAAAAUUUGCUAUAGGCUUUAUGUAGACUUAAAGCAGAUUAACUACAGAUUUACUAGUGAUUUACUAACCAACUUAAAAUAAUUUUGCUAUGUUACAACAUGUUUACAUUUUUGCUACAAGCUUAAGACUGGUUUAUUAUAAAACUGCAACGGGUUUACUGUUUGUUAGCAACCAGUUUGAUGCAUUUUAUAAAUGAGAAAAAAGCAUUUAUCUAUAGGAUUUACAGCUGGUUUACAGUGGUUUCCCAUGGAUCGAAACAUGUUUACAACACCUUUGCUAUGACAAUGAUACAAAAUCAAUUGGUUUUAUAGCAAAUAUUCUGUAAUUCUACAAACUAUUAUUUAAGACCUAAUCAUAUGCUGGGUACAUGUUUAGCAGGUACAUUAAUAGCUGGAUUUUUAUUUUUAUUUUAAAAAUGGGAUUGCCAGCAAGCCAAUGAUUUGGGCUUGAAAUCCUGAAUUGAAAUACUUUUGUCCAAAUCUGAAAUCUGAAUUCUGGGCAUGACUCUGUGCUUUGGUCUUCUUUUUAAUGCUUUCAUGUUGCAUGGAGGCCGAAUAGGAAAGGAAGGCAAUACUGAAAUACUUAGGCCAAAACAUCUGUCAAAGGCCAAGUAAGUCCACAAUAAAAAAGAAAGAAGCCUAAGAAUUAAAAAAGAAAGAAAGAAAAACAUCCGACUAGAACUUUUGAUCUUGAUAUUUAGAAGCUCUAUUUCCCUCGCACCCCACCCCAAAUAUUUGACAAAGCAUCAUUUCUGGUCUCAGUUACAAUCCUUUUACCAAAGGUUUUGUGCCUACAAGUAAACAUCAGUGUUGAACCUCCCACUGAACUCACAAGCAAAUGAGCUUAGAUAGCAGAAAGAGUUCUAAAUCUGUUCCCAAUGACAAUUUGCAGAUGAGGUCCAGUUUUCAAAGGAACCCAUUUUUAGGCUAAGUUACCAAGCCUUUUAUUAGACUCAUCUAUAAGCAUAUUUUUGCUGAUGAUGUCAGCAGAAAGACAAAGGCUGUAGCAUUCUUGAUUUCUCAGCACAUUUGUCUGACUAUAUAUAUCAUAUACUAUAAAACUAUAGAAUUAUAGUUCUGUAGUCUCUCUAUGCUUUUUAAAAAUAUAUAUAUAACUGAGGCAAAAUGGCCGACUUUAACUUCCUGAUCUUGGCAACAGAAGAACUAACUCUAAAUUAGUCAAAGUUAAUGUACCUCAAAUGGGGAAGCAAAUCAGUAUUAUGUUUCUGAACUCUCUGCUUUAAAAUAAGAGCAACUAGGAAAAAGGGGAAUGGGAGGGGAAAGGAUUUUAGUCACUCACUUCUUGUUUGGGGAAGAGAUGUUUUGAAAGAUCUCUGAGGUAGAGAGAUAUCCUGCUGGUGUUGUCCUCACAUCCUGGCUGUGAAGGUCCAAUUAAUAUAGGAACUGCUUUAUGCCAAGUCAGAUCAUUCAUUGGACCAUCUAGUUCAGUAUUGUCUACAUCAGAGCUAACCGAUGUGGUGCCUUCCAGAUGUUUUGGACUACAACUCCCAUCAGCUCCAGCCAGCAUGGGCAAUGGUCAGGGAUGUUGAGGGUUGUAGUGCACAAAAUCUAGAGGGAUACCACGUUGGUGACCUCCGGUCUACACUGACUGACAGGGCUCUCUCGGAUUCCAGACCACGGUCUCUUCCAGAUCCAUGUGGAGAUGCCAGAAACUGUACCUGGGAUCUUCUGCAUGCAAGCUGAUGCCUCACCAAAGACCUAAGGCCCUUCCCCAGUCAUCCACCGUUGUCUCCCUUAUAUUGUAGAUUGGUACAAAUUUCAUGUUCAGUCGGGGGAGGAAGAAGAGCAUCAUCAUCUAUACUGUAACAAUACUGGGCCACCUUAGAAAGCCACUGUCCUGUUGAGCAGUGACAAAUGUCUACAGGCCAUAGUCCACAAAAUUACUUAUUUCCUGAGUAACAGGGUAUUCUAGAGAAGCAUACAAGCCAUUUGGAGCUUUGCCAGAGUGACUGGAAAAGGGCACAGGAGGCCAGCUUAGUAACUCUUUGCCCGCCAUCUAAAAAAUGUCCACACAAUUUUUUGGGAAUUUAGGAGCUCCCCAGUUACUUUCUCUUUGCAACUCUCCAAGCCACUGUUCGCAUUACUUUUCAUCUGAUUGUACAAAAUCGGGAGUUGUGCAUCUGCACUCCAAAAGAAACAAACUUGAUUAGCUCUGCUGUUAAUGCAAAUCAUGUAGGCCUCACCACCACCCAGAGCUGCGUGUGAAAUUUGAAUCUGACUUCCCUCUAAGAUUAGAG